GGCUUACAUGAUUAUGAAGAAUUCGUGCAACUCUGCGCCCUACGCUGUAUAUGUCAGCUAUGCAAGCAAGAUUUGCUGGAAAAGUCCGCGACAUUUGAGAUGCUCACCGAUGUCAUGCCCUUUUUAGCACAUCCUAACGAAUAUCUGCGGAUGACAACUGUAAAUAUUCUAAGUGUGUUGGAUACGAAAUACGGUGUUGCUGAUAUGCUCUGUAAAGUGAUGCCAAAUUUGGAACCGUAUACCACCGAACCAUUGAUUCGACUGAGGCACAAGUUUGCUGUUGCUGCAAUAUUGAAGCCAUGCAUCCCGCGCCCAAUUUGGACUUUUGUUGUCGAUCAUUCUCCGGUGAAAGCGCUGCUCAAUUUCCUCACCGACAAGCAAAUGUAUAUAGCAAUGGAUGGUGGCCCAGAUUCGAUGUUCGCCACUAGUAGGAGACUUCAUCCUGUUUCCCCGCAACUGGAAUCGUGCUUGAAACGUCUGGAGAACUUGGGCAUUGAUCACAAUAUUGAGGAUAAGUUAACACGAUUCGAAAAUAUCAUAACCAAAAUGCAUGAUUUUCGUACCAGCCUGGGUGCUGCUUAUGCCAGUGAAAACAAUGGUACCAUCGAUCUGAUUGGAUCGAAAGUGAAAUUACGAAAAUUUGACCUAAGUAAUGGUCAAAAAGCGACAUGCGUAAAGGCGACCACUACGGAUAAUAAGGUUAUUUUUGAAUGGAAGAAUAUUUUCGGCAAUGGUACAGCAUUAACGCCAAAUUUUGCUGGUUUCUCAGAGCUACCGGAAGCACGAGACACGCUGGAAUGCGUGCUAUCCACGUCGGGAUUCUCGAGUCUCGGGAUCGAUCGCACAUUUGCUGUUCGUUCGUCUGCUUGUGGUGUGAUGCUCUCCGAGUUGUUGACGCACAAAAAAGAGCGUUAUUCGAAACGGCAGCAGUUGCAUCCGGUGAUCUAUUCGGGCAGCUCAUCCGCUCUUUCAUCCUCAUCUGUAACGCAGCUUCCCUCACCACGUGUUGGCUCACUUCGUUCGUCUGCUUGUGGUGUGAUGCUGUCCGAGUUGUUGACGCACAAAAAAGAGCGUUAUUCGAAACGCCAGCAGUUGCAUCCGGUGAUCUAUUCGGGCAGCUCAUCGGCUCUUUCAUCCUCAUCUGUAACGCAGCUUCCCUCACCACGUGUUGGCUCACGUCUUAUCUGCCAUUUGCAUGAGCAUAAGGCACCAAUCAACAGAUUGGCUCAGAAUGCGAACGGUUCGCAUUUUGCAAGUGCGGGAAAUGAUGGUGCUGUGAAACUGUGGUCACUGAAUCGAAUACAGGGUGAAUUCAACACAGCUAUUCGAGCAGAUGCAACAAUUUUAUUUUCAAGCCAACAGAUCAAUUCAGUGCAAUUUCUGGGUGAAACGGGUUCACAUCUUGCUGUUGCUAGUGAGGACUGUGGUGUUAGCAUUGUGGAUGCUCAACGUAAUCAAUCGUUGGUGACAAUCGCAUUCAACAAGGAUGAAGAGGGCAGCCCAGUGGAUAUAAUUGCUGUGGAUAACCUUCUCUAUGUCCUCACUCAUCAUAGCAAUAUUUACUGUGUCGAUUGUAGAUUGCCAGAAAAACGUAAGCCAAAACCACUGUGGCAGUAUCGUAUCAAAAACGAAUAUGGCUUAAUCACAUCGUUUUGUAUUGAUACAUUUAAACAAAAUUGGAUGUGUUUUACCUCAACCAACAGAUAUAUUAUACUCUGGGAUUUAAGGUUUGGCAUCGAGGUGAAUAGUUGGCCUCAUCCGUGUGAUUCUUGCCGUAUGUUGCGCUGUUGGCCAGCCUAUCCAUUGAACGAGCCAAGGUCACUGACCGAUAUCUGGACUGCUUCAUCAUCAGCAUUUGAGCUUUCUCGGUGGAAUCUGGAAACCGCACAGCGGACGCAUGUUAUUUGGCCAUUUUAUAACGGCCGGCAACCUCUUGACUAUUCUAAAGAUGAUAGGCAUGUCACGACAGCCCUCGCUACAUGCCCAUCAACGGGUCGCAUUUUCACGGGUGAUAGUUUGGGUGCGCUACGAUCGUACAAUUUAUCAAAUCCAAAAGAAUGCUUUUAUCUCUCCGGACCGUUGAAGAGGACAGCCGAAGCGAUUUCUUCGGUAUCAGCAUCAAAACGUUUCGCAUCGAUCACCUACAACAAAUCGGUCAAAGAUACGGUGGAAAUUUUAAGUGAAUCAGUUUCGGGAGCAACCGUUGAACCUCUGUAUUGUGUUAAUCCACUGGAAGUACAGGUUAGCAAUUUUGCGUAA
Molecule: messenger RNA, 2259 nt
Organism: Gongylonema pulchrum
Lineage: Eukaryota; Metazoa; Nematoda; Chromadorea; Rhabditida; Gongylonematidae
Source: the annotation of a GenBank genome assembly